This is a messenger RNA of Anopheles nili, 1579 nucleotides long. RefSeq names its product pre-mRNA splicing regulator USH1G (gene Sans). Gene Ontology annotation, molecular function: protein binding. Lineage: Eukaryota; Metazoa; Arthropoda; Insecta; Diptera; Culicidae. The transcript is spliced from 7 exons. The record is from RefSeq and is a predicted model, not a curated record. Bases 1 to 1500 code for a protein of 499 amino acids.
AUGUCUUCAGAUAGGAUCCAUCGCGCCGCCAAAGAUGGGUUGCUGGACGUGCUGCGUGAAGCGACCCGGUCGGAGGUUAACGCCAAAGAUGUGGACGGGAUGACGCCCGUCCUGUGGGCUGCAUUCGAAGGACAUUUCGAUGCACUGAAGGUGCUUGUCGCGCGAGGUGGAGACCCCGACAAAGCGGAUCAGUUUGGCAACACGGCGCUACACCUGGCCGCGGCAAAGGGUCACAUGCAGUGUGUAGAUUUUUUGGUGCAAUUUGGGGUCAAUAUCUACGCGCUUGAUAUUGAUCACCAUAGUGCGCAGGAUCUGGCGGCGAUCAACAACAGGGACAACAUCCUGCGCUAUCUCGAUGCUGCCUCGGCUACUUUGGAAGCUACCGAUCGAAAGCGAGCCCUCGAGUACCGCGAGCAGGCGAAAAAGAAGAGUGAUAAGCGUGCGCGGGAGUUUGCAAGCCGACAGCAGAAGCUCGAUCGUGAGCAGGAUGCUAGUGUGCGGGUACGGCCGCAUCGUCCUUCGAACAUGCUGCAAGCCCUUAAGCAUAAGCUGUGGUCCGGUAGUCAGGGCAAUCUGUCGCAGGGGAUACAGACAAGGAUCGGACCCGAACCCCAGGUGGCUCCACCGGCUACGACGAAGUUUAGCGCUCUCGUCGGUGGGACCGUCCUGCGUGGUGGUGGAGCCGUGAAAAAGCGAGCGGAUGCAGCGAAAGUUCGACAGCAGAUGGAAAAUGGAGAUUUCAAAAUUGGCGAAAUCGAAGCGAAUGGAAAGCGGAGUGUACGCUCGAUUCAAGGACUGCGGCGUGACUCGGAAGUGCUUUACGUUGGUACGUACAGUUCGAACGACGGUUCGGAUGCUUCGGAUCGGCGUGGAAAGCUGAAGGACGUGUUCGAUGUUGAUCCUGCCAAUGCACGGGAACAGGAUGAUCCCGACGACGAUAGUGGCAGUGGGGCGAGUGGUAAAUUCGGUACCAUAUCCCGAUCGCUUAGCCAACCUGACUUCCUGGCCGCUGCAGGAGCUCCGGAUGAGGUUACGGAGGACGUGCUGCUGCAGAGACCGUCUGGGCUGUUUAAUCGGCCCUCAUUUGGUAACCUCGCAUUCCCCCGCUCCGUAUCGAACGUGCUCGCUCAGCUGGGUAACGAACAGUCCUCGAGUGCGUCGUCUGAUGGUUCGAUAAAGGUGAAACCAACGACGAAGGGAGCGAUCAAACCACGAUCGCAGCUGGUGAUCUCGGAUACGGACUCGGACGUAGAAAGCUCGGGCAACGAAGAGAACGAUUCGCUGGCGAUACUGCGCUUCCUGUCCGCCUUCAAGCUGGAAGAUUAUUACCCCGUGUUCCAAAAGAACGAAAUCGACAUGGAAACCUUGAUGAUGCUCACGGAGAACGACAUCAAAUCGCUUGGUCUGCCCCUCGGACCGUAUCGCCGGCUGUGCAAUGCUAUUCAGGAACGUAAAGACGCACUCCGCGCACCGGGUACUAUAAGCGACAGCCGAUUGUAAGGAGGAUAGUGCUUGAUUCCUACUGUACAGCUAAUGUUAAUACGAGAAGCAGUUGUAGCUAAUACGAGAAGUAGUUAUU